CCAUACCGGUACCAGGUUUUUUAAAGGAGUGAUCAUGCUUCCUCGCUGGAUUUCGCUGCCAGCACAUACUCGAGCACAGGUGGAAGAUGGGGGACGUAUGAUACCGGUGCCGCCAAGAUGUCACAAGUAAGGCGUCUCUAACCCUAUUACUCGAGUGUGAUUCAUACUGUAUUGUGGUGUCUCAAACCUUCGGAAAAAUAUUGCUAAGGCGAUUGAUAUUUGGUGAUUCUGGAUGGCAAAUAUUUCGAACUCAUCGGCUCCCUCUCCGUGACAGACUGCUGGGCUAACUAACUUAUGUUUCUCGGCGAUUUGGAAUGGACUAUUUGGUAUCAUACCGGUACCAUAUCAUACGUAAGGCUCUUUACGGAUGAUUCAUUCCAGAUAUUUUUAGUCAUUCGGGCCCGAGUGAGUUCAUAGGGGUUCACGGAGGCAGUUCCCUACUUCAGGGCUUUUCACAACUUUUUAUCACAUCAUACCAAGACUCAUGCUGUGUCCCCACCCUUUAUCCCACCUUCACCUACGAGUCCUCAACUGAAGGAACGAUCGUCGUGCCUUUGUGAAUCAUGAGCUUCUACUCGCACUAUACGGAAUAAGUCAUGCACGGUGCCCCGCAUUUGGUGUGGAAGCCUCGAUUCCCGUUCCAAGUCAUCGUCGGUCUAAAAUAUAGUUACCCCACAAACUCAUUGUGACCCUGCGUCUUCACUGGAGGAACCUGGAACUUGGGGUUUGCUAGAUCACUUGCCGUGAUCAUUACUCGUAACAGAGGCGUCACAUGGUGAACCCCUGCAGCUGUCAGAUUUGGCGGUCAUGAUGGGAAGCCUCAUGAUCUCUACAGUGAGGCUGAGCUCGAGCCACAGCUAAACAACGAGUGCAGAUAUAUAUAACUUUCACAAUAUGACGGGAAAUCACCUACGAACACAGUAGUGAGUUGGCUUACGCUACUACCGGCAGUCUACCGCGCUCAUAUGGAUACCAUACCGUACCAGUGGUAUCUUGGCGCUGCUCCCAAUACUCGAGUGCUCGUGGGGUGCUGAUGCGAUUAGUUAAGCAGCAUCGUUGGCUCGGGACCGGCCUCGUUUCUUUGGGAGAAUUUCAGAUGCCAGAAGCUGUUUAUUCGAGAUCGGGAGUCCCCGCUGGAUGCUUGUGGACACGCGACAAGGAGGAGCUCAGGACCGUUUUUUUUUUUCCGAGGAGGAGAAGCGGUCCGUAGAAGGGAAACAAAGAGCUCUAAGGACUCCUCCACACCGACUAAAUUACCGAGAUCCAGGAUUUUUUUCAACGCCUUUUUUCUUUCCAUCCUUUUCCUUUUUGAGUCGAGUUUUUCCCCCCGAUCUUUCUGUCCCUGUCAACGACGCAACCGACGAACACCAAGCUUUCCGCUGGUUUCUUUUUCCCGCGGCACAUUUCGCAAGGCUCGGAGAAAGGCGCUUCUCUUCGUUCGUCCUCGGCGUCUAG
Tuber melanosporum (Perigord truffle) is the source of this 1455-nucleotide messenger RNA. RefSeq lists its product as uncharacterized. The record is from RefSeq and is a predicted model, not a curated record. The transcript has a single exon. Bases 1138 to 1455 code for a protein of 105 amino acids. NCBI's taxonomy places the organism in Eukaryota, Fungi, Ascomycota, Pezizomycetes, Pezizales, Tuberaceae.